AUGCAAAUGAACAGCAUUAUUCAUGAAAACUCAGAUAAUUUUAUUGAAGUCCUGUUAACGCCAGAAAAUAUCUUUAAAAUUUCUGCCAGUUCUUGUGGAAUUGAAAUUGAUGAACAGGAUUCGUUCUUCAAUGAUCUUCUAGCAAAAUUAGAAACUAUUUCAUCAUCAUCAGCUGAAUUAUUACAGUGGAAAGAUCAAAAUUGUCCGAGAUUAUUUGAUUCGAUUCAAGCAAAGUUUCUAAAUAUUUUAAACAUGGACUUCGAGGAUCAAAGUCCGGUCUGUAAAACUGAUAUUUUAUCACCAUUCCAACUGUGGUUUUUGCAAAGAUCACUUCCGUUGUUAUACUUCAAUGAUACCAGAAAUAGCCAGUUAUUUCUUCCGGAAACGAAAAAAAAAGGAUGGGAUGUGCUUUAUUCUAGCAAAUAUGAAGGUCUUAGUGCUGCAAGAUUUCAGGCAAAAGUGUUUGAUUAUAGAGGAGCAACGGUGACUGUAAUAUGCCUGGAAAAUAAUUCGAUCUAUGUGAUUGCAAUUGAUCAGGAAUGGAGAAAUUGUGGAACUUGCUUUGGCUCCAAUGACUCUGUCUUUUUCCAGUUAUCUCCAAGAUUUAUACGUGUAGCCAAACCUUCUUCAUUUUAUUGUAACUUAAAAUUUCGAAGUCUUCCAAUGAAGAUAUCUUUUGAUAAAUAUUUUAUCCUUGAUAACGCAUUUCAUGGUGUUUCUGAGAUUGAGGUUUUUGGUUGCAGUGGUGAAGAUGCAUUGAUAAAGCAAAAGGAUUUAAAACGACGAGAAGCUUGUCAAAUCGAAAAAAAUAAAAAGGUCAGUCUUCCUAGCACUUGGGAUGAAAAUCCAGACAGAAUUCUCCUGGAACUUGGUGGUUUAUAUUCGACUGCUAAUCGUCGAGAAGUUUUUAGCCGAAGCGACCAAUAA
Molecule: messenger RNA, 927 nt
Organism: Dracunculus medinensis (Guinea worm)
Lineage: Eukaryota; Metazoa; Nematoda; Chromadorea; Rhabditida; Dracunculidae
Source: the annotation of a GenBank genome assembly